GUCACGGGGUGUAUCGAACGACUCUAAGAAAGGCAAUUCAUGGUAAUACAAUUUUAAGAAGAAGAAGCAGUAAUGAACAAAAUCAACGGCUACGGAAAUUGAAGACUCAACAAGCUCGCCGUCGAAUGACUUGAUUUAUUUUGAACUAAGAACACGUACGGGCAACGCAUAAAUUACUAUUAACUAUGGCGACAGCAACGAAAGAACUGGACUUUUUGGUUGUCAUGAACGCAAACGGGCCGGGCAGCGCAGAGAACAGGCAGAAAGGAAUCGCGAAACUGCUAGAGGAAGAAAAACCUCUGUUAGUUUUCAUGGAAGAGUUUAACUGGAGGAACCUUCACCAAAGACAGUGGAAGAGUCUUGAAGUGCCGGAUUAUUAUCAAUAUGUUGGGCAUGCGGAGGCCGGUUUUGUGUACGACAGAGAUAAGAUAACUCUCACACGAUACAACGACGAGACGGACGUUAUUCAUAUGCACGAUGAUAUUUGGAAAAAUAGCAAAUCAAAUGAAUACGCCAAACUCUCCCGAAUGUGCAUCUGUGUGAUAGAGAGUACAAGAGCCCCGAGUUUUAAACUGCUCAUCAUCUCUUGGCACGGACCUCACGAGUGCGCAAUCCCCAUGAAGGAAGCGGUGGCCAGGUUGUUUUGUGAGUUCAUCAUUUUACUCAAGGGCAAAUAUCAACUCCCGGUGAUUGUGGGUGGAGGCUUCAACCUGAAGGCGACUUCUGUGGAGAAGUGUCUGCGCGAAGAUCUCCACGUGAUCAAAGUGUCUGAGUUCGACAAAGACAUGUUACUCGUUGACAAGGACGUCUCGCACAUCACAGACGAGGAUCAGCUCGAAUACGUUACGUGGAAGACUGGCAGAAUAGAAGACACUUUCAAACAUGUUCCACUGAAGAUAGCGUUUCAUCCCCGAGUCUCUCAUACUGGUCCAGCAGUCGUUACAGACGAAACUAAGCUCAAAAAAGAUAAUAUUAGCCAAACGAGUGAAACUGGAUCCAGAAUGUCAGAAGAGCAUUGUGAUGCAAUCCGAGUUAACUGGACCUACCUGUUGGGCGAAAUCGAUUCUGACAGUCUUGUAGACUACCUUUUCGAGAAAAAUAUUUUCUCCCUGAGAGACCUUGACGACAUAAGCCAGCUAGAUACAACUAGAGUUAAAAACAAGAGUUUCCUCAGGAAACUUCUCAGUGCUGGGCCAAACGCAUAUCCUGAAUUUCUAGUUGCUCUCGAAAAAGAAAACCAGAAACAUGUUGCUCAUCACCUCCAACAACAUAAUAAUAUUAGGCAAACGAGUGAAACUGGAUCCAGAAUGUCAGAAGAGCAUUUUGAUGCAAUCUGCGCUAACUGGACCUACCUGUUGGACGAAAUCGAUUCUGACAGUCUUGUAGACUACCUUUUCGAGAAAAGGAUUUUCUCCCUGAGAGACCUUAACGACAUAAGCCAGCUACAUACAAAGAAAGUUAAAAACAAGAGCUUUCUCAGGAAACUUCUGACUGCUUCGCCAAAUGCAUAUCCUGAAUUUCUAGUUGCUCUCGAAAAAGAAAACCAGAAAUAUGUUGCUCAUCACCUCCAACAACGUUUCGUCAACAAAUGCUGUGGCCAAUGGAGGUGCAGGCAUAUUUAUCAAGCUCCCUUCAAGAAAUACCCUAACUGCAAAAGUACCAACCGGCACCCACAGUUCCAACUACAAUGCAGAAACCCAUGCACUUAUUCAGGCUGCUACAAUGAUCAAGGAUGCAAAAGAAGACUGUCAACAAGUUGUCUUCCUCACAGAUGCUCUCUCAGUCCUACAAGCCUUGCAAGGGGAAAAACUUCCUCACCUGAAUGAAGCCAUGCAAGAG
Molecule: messenger RNA, 1839 nt
Organism: Gigantopelta aegis
Lineage: Eukaryota; Metazoa; Mollusca; Gastropoda; Neomphalida; Peltospiridae
Exons: 5
Coding region: 186-1826 (546 amino acids)
Biological process (GO): regulation of apoptotic process
Molecular function (GO): death domain binding; protease binding
Source: RefSeq, a predicted model, not a curated record